AUGCAUAAUAAGGAGAAUUGCUCGCCCUCCUCCAAUGGCGGAUUUGGCGCCACCGCCACCUGUCAAAUGCAGUCAAACGGCGGCGUCUUCGAUUCAUUGUACUCAUCGCUGUUCAGCGACGAUCCGUCUCCUUCAUCAGCCACCUGCAACAAUGGCGGUGGCGUCUCGCUUCACCCGUACGAAGUCUUGAAAUACACCACCGACUCGGGAAUUCAGAAGCACCAGGACAUGGUGAACCGCCACAGCAUGUGCCUCAGCCGCCUCGUGGAAACUUCCAGGGAGCUCGAAGGCCUGCGAAAAGAGAACUUGCAGCUUCGCGAUCUGAACCUGGUGCUGCAGAAGAGGCUGAGCCUCUUCAUGCUGGAGAAUCGAUUCGGAAAUACGACGCCGUUUGAUCUUGCGCAGGGGUUCGGCGGCCUCGACAUUGGUAAAGAGAACAUGUACGCCGAUUGGAACAAUAUUAAUGAGAAUAAGGAGCAGGAGGUUUUGGAAGAUAGUCCAACUAGCGUGAUUGAGAACAAUGGUGUUGAAGUGGAGCGAUUCUCUCUGCCAAAAAGCAUAUCUGUGAGGUCGAACGGUUACUUGAAGAUGAUGUCUCAGUGUAUGGGUGCUGGUGUUGGUGCUGGUGCCAGCAAUGGAAGUCGCACCAAGGGGACUACUCGCUCACGCAUCUCAUCGACUACUCCACCUGAUGUUGUUCAAAAGGUACAUGUGCGUGGAGGGAAUAAGGAGGAAGAGCCUCUUGAGAUGGUGGUGUAUAAUCAAGGAAUGUUCAAGACAGAGCUGUGUAACAAAUGGCAGCAGACUGGGACAUGCCCAUACGGUGACCAUUGCCAAUUUUCUCACGGUAUUGGGGAGCUCCGCCCAGUCAUCCGCCACCCACGCUACAAAACUGAGGUCUGCAGGAUGGUCCUUGCUGGGGUUGUAUGUCCAUAUGGCCAUAGAUGUCAUUUCCGCCAUGCUCUCACUGAAGAAGAGAAAGCCAUAGCAGAGAGUAAGCCCAGAUAA
This is a messenger RNA of Gastrolobium bilobum, 1008 nucleotides long. RefSeq names its product zinc finger CCCH domain-containing protein 15-like. The coding region runs from base 1 to 1008 and encodes 335 amino acids. Lineage: Eukaryota; Viridiplantae; Streptophyta; Magnoliopsida; Fabales; Fabaceae. Gene Ontology annotation, molecular function: mRNA binding; metal ion binding. The record is from RefSeq and is a predicted model, not a curated record. The transcript has 2 exons.